Messenger RNA from Oncorhynchus tshawytscha (Chinook salmon), 1118 nucleotides. RefSeq lists its product as uncharacterized. The coding region runs from base 1 to 1047 and encodes 348 amino acids. NCBI's taxonomy places the organism in Eukaryota, Metazoa, Chordata, Actinopteri, Salmoniformes, Salmonidae. The record is from RefSeq and is a predicted model, not a curated record. The transcript has 4 exons.
AUGAGGACCACCACGCAACCCAACCCACUGGCCCUCUCCGCCAGGUCAGCUAUAUCCACAGUGACUACUACCAAGCAGUGGUCAGACAAUCCAGAGGUGACCCAGGUGGUUCCUCAUCAGUCUCAGGUCAGCGGCCACUCCCCUGGCCCCUCCUCUGGCCCCCCGUCAGGGUCCUAUGAGCAGGGAGGAGGAGGGGGAGGCGGAGUUUACAGUGAUAUCCUGAUGGACUAUGUAUGGGGGAAGCAGCAGCAGCAGCAGAGACAGGUCCAACAGGUCCAACAGGUCCAUGGGACAUCUCCCAGGGCCCCAGCACGUCUCUGGGGGCCCGCCAGCCUACUCCAGCCCCCUGAUGCUCCGGGGAAACUUGGAGAGCCACGCCGGGUCAAGGUAACCCGUACCAAGUCAUGUGGUCCAUUCAUCCCUCUCCAGCACCACCAGAAUGAGGUACUCCACUUCUCCUCUUACACCUCCUCCUCUUCUGACCCUCCUCUUCCUCCCACCUCCUCCUCCUCCUCGACCGGGACCUCCACAGCUGCCCUGUACCCCCACCAGGGGUCUGGGGUUGAGUCCCAAAAGCACCAGCAUGGGUCUGGAUCAGGACCCGGUCUCAAUCUGAACCACAACCACCAGCUCGGACCACCCCAGUACUCUGACUCCGUCACCCCAGACGACCCCAUCCGCAGCCUGCACAAGGCCCUGGCUCUGGAGGGCCUGAGGGACUGGUACCUGAGGAACAGCCUGGGUGGAGUGGCGGUGGGGGGGAAGGUACAGGGGCAGGACAACAGGGGGUCCCCCAGGAGGCGUACCACGAACUCCCUGCACGGGUCACACCCUCAGCAUCUCCCACACCAGCCCCAGAUCUACCAGGGAGACCGAGACAGAGACUACCCUCCCUGCCACCUGCCACAGUCACAGACCUUCCACGGGCAUCCACUACAUGGCAGGUCUCUGUAUCAGGAGGCCUUCCCAUCCCAGAUGCAGGAGCUGACCCUGAAAGAACCCAGCACUGACAGAGGUGAUCUGCCUACCCCGGGUACACUGGUCUAACAACAACAACAGAGGUGACCUGCCUACCCCGGGUACACUGGUCUAACAACAACAACAACAACAACAGAGGU